Messenger RNA from Cordyceps fumosorosea ARSEF 2679, 1488 nucleotides. RefSeq names its product Lipase, secreted. Gene Ontology annotation, molecular function: triacylglycerol lipase activity. Gene Ontology annotation, biological process: lipid catabolic process. Lineage: Eukaryota; Fungi; Ascomycota; Sordariomycetes; Hypocreales; Cordycipitaceae. Bases 1 to 1488 code for a protein of 495 amino acids. The record is from RefSeq and is a predicted model, not a curated record. The transcript has a single exon.
AUGAAGUUGAAGUUCUUGUCAGCCGUCUGGCUUGCUCAGCUUUGCCACUCGGCCACAGCGUUGCCCUCUCCUCCCCCGGCCGACGUCGUCUCCGUUGAAGCCAAUGGCCACAGCCGGUCCGUCCCGACCGAGGCCCAGGAACCGGCGCCACCCUCGGCCCUCGACCGCCGCGCCACGCUCCCUAGCCGCGACAAGUUCUACCUCCCCCCGGCCGGCUUCGAGUCCGCCGCACCCGGCACCGUCCUGCGAGACCGCCCCAUCCUCGCCGCCUUCCUCGGCAUCAUCCCGGACCUGACCGUCCGGGCGCACCAAGUCCUCUACCGCACCACCGCCGUCAACGGCACGCCCGUCGCCGCCGUCACCACCAUCUUCGCGCCGCUGCUGUUCGCCAAGAAGGACCGCCUCGUCACCUACAACACCGCCUACGACAGCGCCUGCGUCGACUGCAACCCCAGCUACGCCUUCCAGUUCGGCAGCCUGCCCACCAACGUGCUGCUCGCCGCCGACUUCCUCCUGCUGCAGGCCUACCUGGCCAAGGGCUACGUGGUCAACUCGCCCGACUACGAGGGGCCCGACGCCGCCUUCAGCGUCGGCCGGCUCGCCGCCACGGGCGUCCUGGACAGCAUGCGCGCCGCGCAGAGCUUCGGCAGCGCGAAGCUCGGCCUGGCGGCCAACGCGGCCAUGGUCGGAACGGGGUACUCCGGUGGGGGGCUGGCAACGGCGUGGGCGGCGGCGCUGCAGCCGACGCACGCGCCGGAGCUCACCAUCAAAGGGUGGGCGGUCGGCGGCGUGCCGGCCAACAUCACCGCCAUGGUGCCGUUCCUCGACGGCGGGCGCACGAGCGGCUUCCUGCCCGUGGCCAUUGCCGGCCAGAUGAAGCCCUCGGCGUACGGCGCGGAGCUGGCGCCCGUAUUCGACCGCAUCGUCACCGACGAGGGCCGCGCGGCCAUGCGCACCGCAAACACCCAGUGCGCCGUGCCCAACCUGCUCAAGUUCUCGGGCAAGUCCGUCCUCAGCACCAGCUUCCAGACGCUCGGCGACGGGUUCCUGCACGACCCGACCGUCUCCAAGGUGCUGGCGCGCGGGACGCUCGGCGUCGUCAGGGAGGAGACGCCGGCCGCGCCGGUCUACAUGUACCACGCGCAGCAGGACGAGGUCGUCGUGUACGGGCCGGCCUUUGACACGUACCAGCGCUGGUGCGCCAACGGGGCCGCCGUCAGCUUCGUCGCGUUUCCCACGGGAGGGCACGUUUCUACGGGGGCGUUCGGCGCGCCGGGGGCGGUAGACUUUGUGCAGCGGGCAUUUGAUGGGAGCGUUGCAACCUCGAGCUGCUCGUUCAAGACGGCCGGGGACACAUCGGUCAGCUCCUCGGCGCUGGGAAGCACGGCGCAGCCCGCUGCCGUGCAGCUCAACGCGCUGGUGGACGAGGUUGGCGUGGAUGAUGGCAAGUGGCUGGAUGGACUGGGGCAAGGACAAGCCAGUUCCUAA